AUGAAUGAUGAAGAUGAGAGAGACAAGUUCAUCGAGUUUCUUGGUCUCACCAAAGGCCCUGCCCAAGCAGAGGACAAGCUUGUGCGCAAACUUUACGAGCAUGCCGACAUGAGCGAUCUCGUGGGCAUACGCAUCGGAGUAUUUCUACCCGGCGAUAUAUACAAAGUUGCAGAAAUACUCUGUCGAGCGUUUACGGUGGUGCACAACUUUGGCACCGUUCGGGAUCCUUCGCGAGUCCCUAGCAUCGAGCGAAACGAAAGCAUCGAGAGGCAUGGCAACGGGCCAUGGCUCCAAAAUCUUGGCUACAGCAAAGAUACCUGGCAGCACUACGGGUACAAGCCUUGGCAGAUGGUCGUCCACUGGCAAAAGGCAGGCUGGAGCCUCGAGGCAGCCGCCAUGUCGAAUCUUUUCGCUCCAUUCAGAGUCGAGAUUCAGCUCGGAACAGUAACGACACAAGCUUGGGCCGAGGUGCAACACAACACCAUUUACAAAUGCCCUUCCGAGCUGCAAGUGACGGACAAUAUGAAACGAAUCAUCGAUGCGACCAAUGGCAUGUCAAUCACAGCAGACAUCUUACUCGUGGAACUGGAUCAUAUCCACAAACAGGCCGAGUACGAAGUCAACAAAGAUUUCUUGAGCCGCUUAUGGAAGGGCUGUCAAUUUGGAAACGAAAGAGUCAUAGAAGAUAUUCAUUCAGCCAAGAUCAAGUUGGGUGUCAAAGACAAGGAUGGAAAUACGGCUCUUCACUUUGCCUGCAUUGGGGGCAACCCUGAAAUAGUGGCGAAUCUACUUGACGUUCUCGACGAAGAGGAUGUCCAUGUUCAAAAUACAUUUGGCCAGACAGCGCUUCAUCUGGCCUGCACAGAGGGCAACGUCAAGAUAGCAGAGAAGCUACUUGCUCGUGGAAACAGAGCCAAUUUCAGCCUUCAGAAUAAACGAGGAGAAACAGCCCUUCACAUGGCCUGCAAGCAGGGCAACUUGGAUAUAGUCGAGCGUUUACUUGCCGUCAUGGACCCAAAAGCCGCCAAUCUUCAGAAUAAGACUGAACAGACGCCGCUCCAGCUCGCUGUCAGGGCCGGCAGCGCUGAAAUAGUGGCAGCACUUUCAGGCCGUCUCGACUGGACGACGGAGUUUUCUGGAUGGGUUGACGACGACGACUUGGUUGCUCUCAACAUUUUGAGGCAAACAGCACUUCAUGACGCGGCCAAGUUGAAUCUCGUCAGCGUCGUCGAGGAUUUUCUCCUCAAAGCUCGUGCCUAUGUGGACGCUCAAGAUCAGCAUGAUAACACGGCACUUCAUUAUGCGUGUGAACAGGGAAACGCCUACAUUGUCAAGGCACUUCUCGAUGUCAAGGCACAGAUUGAUCUUCCCAAUGUCUCGGGGCAGACGCCGUGUGACGCGGCCGAGAGGAACCAGCAUUUUGAUAUAGCGAGGCAGCUCCAGAGUGAGGUGCGACGGCGCCAUCGGUAG
This is a messenger RNA of Beauveria bassiana ARSEF 2860, 1470 nucleotides long. RefSeq names its product ankyrin repeat protein. The coding region runs from base 1 to 1470 and encodes 489 amino acids. Lineage: Eukaryota; Fungi; Ascomycota; Sordariomycetes; Hypocreales; Cordycipitaceae. Gene Ontology annotation, biological process: guanosine tetraphosphate metabolic process. The transcript is spliced from 2 exons. The record is from RefSeq and is a predicted model, not a curated record. Gene Ontology annotation, molecular function: protein binding.